Messenger RNA from Glycine soja, 2267 nucleotides. RefSeq names its product protein SIEVE ELEMENT OCCLUSION B-like. Gene Ontology annotation, biological process: phloem development. The transcript is spliced from 7 exons. The coding region runs from base 1 to 1971 and encodes 656 amino acids. The record is from RefSeq and is a predicted model, not a curated record. Lineage: Eukaryota; Viridiplantae; Streptophyta; Magnoliopsida; Fabales; Fabaceae.
AUGUCACUGUCCAAUGGAGCUGAUUCAACUGCCACUUCCAAGCAGCAAAAACCUCAGCUCCCGAACCCCUUUGAUCUCACUGACUCUGAGAUCCUUGAGAAAGUUUAUCUGACCCACCUCCAUGAUGAAGACAAGUGCGAUGUAGAAGUCCUUUUGGACAUUGUGUCCAGUAUUGUACUUAAGACAAGGUUAGCUGAAGGCAAAGCUUCUCAGACCAUUUUCCAGCCAGAAUUUCGUACAAUGAAGCUGAUUUCUUGUCAGAUGAUAACCACACCUCAUGGUGAACGCUACGUGCACCAAACAACAAUGUGCAUUCUUCAGCACCUGAGAAGCUACUCGUGGGAGGCAAAAGCACUAGUAACUCUAGCAGCUUUCGCUUUGGAGUAUGGGAACCUUUUGCACCUGAGUGAUGUAGAAACACCAGAGAACCAACUCACAAACUCGUUGAAACAACUGAACCAAGUUCAAGCUAGAAAGAACCCUGGCACUACUUUGGUGGAGUUGGUGAUGGAAGUGCUUCAUGGCAUUCAAGAGUGGUCAAGACUGUCUGGUCUUGAUUAUGACAUAGUGGAAGUGCCUUCCUUGACAGAUGCCCAGCAAGAGGUCCCUGUUGUUGUGUAUUGGAUGAUUGCUUCCCUCGUGGCUGCCACUGCCAACCUCGUUGCUCUAUCGGAGUAUAAAUUAGCAGAUUUUCUCGAUAGGCUUUCUUCAGCAGCUGAUAAAUUCAAGGAACAUCUGAAAUCGAGCGUAGUGCAAAAAGGUUAUGCAGAUGAAAACUACAAGCGCAGGAAGGCAUUUUCUAAUCCCAAAGAUAUUGUUGAAUUCUUGAAGCUUCUGAUCCAACACAAUGGAUCUAAGGUCCAAAUAUAUGACGGCAGCAUCAAAACCAAAACGGAUAUUGAAGUCUUCAAUCAGAAAUAUGUCUUGUUGUUCAUUUCAAGCCUCGACAAGAUUGAAGAUGAGAUUUCACUUUUGAAUACAAUCCAUGAUAGAUUGCAGGAGAAUCCAAAUGAAGUAGUAAAAAAUUACAAGAAAGGGGAUUUCAAGAUUUUGUGGAUCCCCAUUGUGGAUACCUGGGACGACAAGCAAAAACACAAAUUCAAUAUUUUGAAGAAUACCAUCAAAUGGUAUGCAGUGGAGUUCUUCACUGAGUUACCAGGCACGGACCUAAUAAAAGAGAAAUUCAAUUACUUGGGAAAACCUAUUGCCCCAGUGCUCACCCCUCUUGGUGACAGAAUGAAUGAAGAUGCAAUGGACUUGAUUUUCCAAUGGGGGAUCGACGCGUUUCCUUUUAGGAAAAUUGAUGGUAUUGAUCUUACUCUAAAAUGGAAGUGGUUUUGGGACGCUACAAAGAAAGCAAAUCUUGGAAUACAACAGGUCACUGGGGACAGGUACAUUUUCAUCUCUGGAGGUGCUGACAAAAAGUGGAUCCAAGACUUCGCAGUGGCAGUGGAGAAAACAAGAGGGCAUGCAAUUAUCUUGAACACUGACACCAUCAUAGAUCACUAUCAGUUGGGGAAGGAUGACCCCACGGAUGUUCGUCGUUUCUGGAUUGAAAUAGAAAGGAAGAGACUGAAGAAGCACAAGGAUGCGGUGGACUGUGAGAUUCAAAAAGUUGUGAAGACCUUGCUUUGCCUCAAACAAGAUCAACAAGGAUGGGCUAUUCUUACCAAAGGCUCUAACGUGAGGAUUCUUGGUCACGGUGAGCCUAUGCGCCAAACUUUGGCUGAGUUUGACACAUGGAAAGAUAAAGUGUUCCAAAAAGAAGGGUUUGACGUAGCCUUUGAUGAGUACUAUAAGACCAAGCUUGAUGAGUUAUAUGCUCGUCAACAAUGUGCUUUUGUUAAGAACAAUGCAGAUGUGCUUGUAACUAUAACAUGCCCAAAUCCCACAUGUGGACGUGUGAUGGAGGUGACAUCUGUUAAUUACAAGUGCUGCCAUCGUGAUGCUUCAAACAAUGGCAACAUCUGAAUGUGAGAGAGGAUGAAAUUGAGGUUCUUAGUAGCCUCCAUGAGUUUGCUUUGACAAAACUUUGGGUUUGAAUUUCUUUUUGCUGUCUCGAUCGAGUUAACUAUUACUCUAUUAUAUGCAUAUCUUUUGUGUCAAGAUGAAAGCCUGGUGUCAUGUAGCCACUUGAUUUGCCCUUGAUGAUCAUGGGAAAAUAAAUAAUGGCUUUGUUUAAUUUCAUCUCUGUAUAAUGUCAACUACAAAACUGAAUAAACUUAGCUUUGCCUAUGCAUAUAUAGCUUGGGCCGUUCUAUUUUGUA